CCAGUUAACAUCCCCUCUAAAAUGAAGGCCUGGGUCUAUGGCCAAUAUGGGAAGCCCGAAGAUGUCCUUAAAUUGAAAUCCGAGGUUGAUGUUCCUGACGUAAAUGAUGACCAGGUUUUGAUCAAAGUAGUUGCUGCAUCACUGAAUCCAAUCGACUUCAAACACAUGCAUGGUUAUUUCAAGGCCAUUGAUUCUCCUCCCCUAACUGUUGCUGGAUAUGAUGUUGCGGCCGUGGUAGUUAGAGUUGGAAGCAAAGUGAAGGAAGUCGAGGUCGGGGAUGAAGUAUACGGAGACAUUCACGAGCACGCUUUGUACCCAAAGGGAUGUGGGUCACUGGCGGAGUACACUGCAGUGGAGGAGAAGGUACUAGCUUUGAAGCCAAAGAAUUUGAGUUUUGCAAAGGCAGCAAGCCUUCCUGUUGCUGUUGAAACAGCGUAUGGGGGCCUUGAAAGCGCUGGCCUUUCAGCUGGUAAAUCACUUCUUGUUCUGGGUGGUGCUGGUGGAGUUGGAUCUUUUAUCAUUCAGCUGGCAAAGAAUGUGUUUGGUGCAUCCGAAGUGGCAGCAACUUGUAGCGCUGGGAAACUGGAGUUACUUAAAACCGUAGGAGCUGAUUUGGCAAUCGACUACAAAAACAACAAGUAUGAAGAUUUGCCAGAGAAAUUUGACGUGGUAUAUGAUACCGUUGGUGAGAGUGAUAGGGGUAUCAAGGCUUUAAAAGAAGGCGUAAGGGUGGUGACAAUCGCGGGGGACGGAUCGGAGGUUCCUCCUGUUUUCAUGUUUGUGGUCACUUCAACUGGCUGUGUCUUAAACAAACUCAAACCUUUCACAGAGGAGGGGAAACUGAAGCCGGUGAUUCACACUAAAGGUCCGUUCCCAUUCUCUAAAACCAUUGAAGCAUUUUCCGAGACGGAUCCUCUGUCCAAUAUAUCUGUCCAUUUUUCUUGUCCAAUACAAGACUACGUAGUUUCAAUUGUUAAUACUAUUGAUAUGACACAUAACAUUGAAUGCAUAUUUAGGGAGUGUUUGAUGAGAUUAGGCAAGCAUUUGCGGAUGAGAUCCUUAAAUUUGUCAGAGUUGUAG
Coffea eugenioides is the source of this 1080-nucleotide messenger RNA. RefSeq names its product 2-methylene-furan-3-one reductase-like. The record is from RefSeq and is a predicted model, not a curated record. Lineage: Eukaryota; Viridiplantae; Streptophyta; Magnoliopsida; Gentianales; Rubiaceae. Gene Ontology annotation, molecular function: zinc ion binding; oxidoreductase activity, acting on the CH-CH group of donors, NAD or NADP as acceptor. The transcript is spliced from 5 exons. Bases 22 to 1080 code for a protein of 352 amino acids.